Molecule: messenger RNA, 1508 nt
Organism: Amaranthus tricolor (Joseph's coat)
Lineage: Eukaryota; Viridiplantae; Streptophyta; Magnoliopsida; Caryophyllales; Amaranthaceae
Product: uridylate kinase PUMPKIN, chloroplastic
Exons: 6
Coding region: 194-1186 (330 amino acids)
Biological process (GO): UDP biosynthetic process
Cellular component (GO): cytoplasm
Molecular function (GO): UMP kinase activity
Source: RefSeq, a predicted model, not a curated record
GCCUAAGUGUCCAACUACCCAAAACCAAUUUGAGCCAAGAGAGUUCAUCUUUGAAAAUAGGAAUAUCUACUCUCUUCCCAGCUCCCACAAUACUCCCAUUCUCAGUCUCCCACAAUCCCUCAAAUCCUCAAAAAGUGAUACACCCAAUAAGUUAGGAGCCUAAAAUUUUGUUCCUCAACACUACCAUAAAGAUAUGGUUAUUUCUACUACUUUUCCAUCCUCUUCGCUUUCUAUCUCUUCACCAUUACAAUCUUCACCUUCAGUUCUCUUCUUCAAACCAUGGAAAAGUUGUUUAAUGGCGAAUUCUAGGAAACCCCAUCUUGGAAUUUCUGUUAAUUGUGCUUCCUCUGAUGUGGGUUCUUCCUCUUCUGAUUUUACUACUCUAAGGCAAGUUCAAAUGCCAUCGUUUGGAUUGUCAUCAAAUGAAGAUGCUCGCAAACCGGCAUACAAAUGGCAAAGGGUGCUGCUCAAAGUUAGUGGUGAAGCUCUUGCAGGAGAUAAUACUCAGAACAUAGAUCCUAAGGUCACAAUGGCAAUAGCACGAGAGGUUGCAUCUGUGACACGGCUUGGCAUUGAGGUGGCUAUAGUUGUUGGUGGAGGAAACAUUUUUCGAGGAUCAUCUUGGGCUGGGAGUAGUGGCCUUGACCGUUCAUCUGCUGAUUAUAUUGGGAUGCUGGCCACUGUUAUGAAUGCGAUCUUUUUGCAAGCAACAAUGGAGAGCAUUGGUAUCCCAACUCGUGUUCAGACUGCUUUUCGUAUGUCCGAAGUUGCUGAGCCCUAUAUACGUAGAAGGGCUGUCAGACAUUUGGAGAAAGGGAGGGUUGUAAUAUUUGCUGCUGGAACGGGAAAUCCAUUCUUCACCACGGAUACUGCUGCGGCUCUUCGUUGUGCAGAAAUUAACGCUGAAGUUGUGUUGAAGGCAACAAAUGUAGAUGGAGUAUAUGAUAAAGAUCCUCGACAAAAUCCAGAUGCCCAGCUGCUCAAUACCUUGAGCUAUCACGACGUAACAUCAAAAGAACUUUCUGUAAUGGACAUGACUGCCAUUACUUUGUGCCAAGAAAAUAACAUUCCUGUUGUCGUCUUCAAUCUAAACAAAGAAGGUAACAUCUCUAGAGCGAUUAAAGGAGAGACAGUCGGAACCAUUAUCGGAGGGCAGCGAAUUUCAACUGCAGCAGAGAUACCGUAGCUUGCACUUCGCAGGUUUAUUUCUAUAUAUCUUCUUUGAUAUAGCUUUAGCCGGAAAUGUAUGUAGGACUGCUGCUAUUUGAUAUUAGGGUUGUAAAUAUGAACAAUCUUGAAGUAGUUCCUUGGACCAUUCUCGAUUUUAGAGGUUUAUUAGAGUAUACAGAAUUUGUUUAGGGUUUUAGCAAAAAUGUUCGAUAUGUUCUUUGUUUAUGAAGCAUUGGAUGUGACUAGACUUCAUUUAACUGCAUAUAAGUCGUGGUCUUAGGCGGUUGCGGAGUUAGAAAUGUCCGAUUCAAGCUGGGUUUACCGCUCACUGAAACUUU